Messenger RNA from Phlebotomus papatasi, 1742 nucleotides. Its product is annotated as alpha-amylase A-like. The coding region runs from base 204 to 1688 and encodes 494 amino acids. Lineage: Eukaryota; Metazoa; Arthropoda; Insecta; Diptera; Psychodidae. The record is from RefSeq and is a predicted model, not a curated record. Gene Ontology annotation, biological process: carbohydrate metabolic process. Gene Ontology annotation, molecular function: alpha-amylase activity; cation binding. The transcript is spliced from 3 exons.
GUGAGUAAAUAGUAUUGGCGCAGCUUCUGUGUAUCAAAAUUCUCUCAUUCCUAAAAUUAUAACGUCAAUAUGAUUUAUUUAUUGGCUCGUAUCUCAAAUUGAUAAAUCACCAAAUGACCAGUAUAAAAGUAGGAAGCAAUUGCUGGAAAUUCUUCAGUAGCAGUGUGCUCCCCGCUUGAUACUCAAAUUUAUUCUGAAUUAAGAUGAAUUUGAGCUUCUUUGUAUUCCUCGCGCUCGUUGCAGUGGCUCAUGGUCAGUUCAAUCCUAAUUUCGUGUCUGGUCGCAAUGGUAUCGUGCACCUCUUUGAGUGGAAAUGGGAAGAUAUUGCUGCGGAAUGUGAGAGAUUCUUAGGUCCAAAUGGAUUUGCCGGAGUUCAAGUGUCACCACCAAAUGAGAAUGUGAUCGUAAACAAUCGUCCAUGGUGGGAGCGUUAUCAGCCCAUGUCUUACAGACUUGUUACAAGAUCAGGAAAUGAGCAGCAAUUUGCAAAUAUGGUGUACAGAUGUAACAACGUUGGUGUUCGCAUUUACCCUGAUAUCGUUAUCAAUCAUAUGGCUGCUGGUCACCCAAACAUGAUAGGAACUGGAGGAUCCACUGCUAAUGUAGGCAAUAGAGAUUUUCCUGGAGUACCCUACAGCAUUCACGAUUUCAAUCCAUCUUGCCCCAUAAAUAACUAUCAAGAUCGCUAUCAAGUCCGUAAUUGUGAACUAGUCGGUCUCCCGGAUCUCAACCAAGGUGUUGCAUGGGUCAGGGACAGAAUUGUUGAGUACCUUGAUAAUUUGGUCAAUCUUGGAGUCGCUGGAUUCCGUAUUGAUGCUGCUAAGCAUAUGUGGCCAGGAGAUUUGGAAAUCAUCUACGGUCGUGUAAGAAACUUGAAUACUGUCCACGGUUUCCCGGCCAAUGCUAGACCAUUCUUCGCUCAAGAAGUCAUUGACCUAGGCGGUGAAGCUGUAUCCAAGAACGAAUACACUGGCUUCGGUGUUGUUACCGAAUUCAAGUUCUCCGCCGAAAUCGGUCGUGUCUUUAAUGGGAACGAUAGACUAACCCAUUUGUCAAAUUGGGGUGAAGCUUGGGGCUUUCUACCAUCCAACCGUGCCCUUGUUUUUGUGGAGAAUCACGACAAUGAACGAGGUCAUGGAGCUGGAGGUGACCAGAUUCUUACGUACAAGAACGCUAAGCCCUACAAGAUGGCUGUAGCCUUUACCCUCGCCCAUCCUUUCGGAAUCCCGCGAAUUAUGUCUUCUUUCGCAUUCACGAACACCGAUAUCGGACCACCAAUGGACGGUAAUCAGAACAUUAUCUCACCAAGCAUUAAUGCUGACGGAACUUGCGGAAAUGGAUGGGUUUGUCAGCAUCGUUGGCGCCAGAUCUUCAAUAUGAUCCGCUUUCGAAAUGAAGCUGGUUCAGCUGCACUUACAAAUUGGUGGUCGAAUGGCAACAAUCAGAUUGCUUUUGCACGAUCCGGUCGCGGUUUUGUUGCUUUCAACAAUGAAGGAUCCAAUAUGAAUGUAAAUCUGCAAACAUCCCUUCCUGCUGGAACCUAUUGUGAUGUGAUCUCAGGCAAUGUAUCCGGUGGAUCAUGUACAGGAAAGACUGUUGUUGUUCAAGGAAAUGGUAAUGCCAAUAUUGUAAUUGGAGCUGCAGAAUACGACGGUGUUUUGGCCAUUCAUGUUGGUGCGAGAUUGUAAUCAUGAAGAAGUACUUACUUAUCAGAAACUAAUAAAGAUUUUACUGAUCUUGAA